Molecule: messenger RNA, 2796 nt
Organism: Miscanthus lutarioriparius
Lineage: Eukaryota; Viridiplantae; Streptophyta; Magnoliopsida; Poales; Poaceae
Source: the annotation of a GenBank genome assembly
AUGGACCGGCAGCCGCCCACCGCCUUGCUCUCGCCGCAGGAGUGGGAGCAGCUCUUCGACGAUUUCGCUUCCUCCUCGAACCCCUCUCGCCGCGACCGAUGGCUCCACCUCCCGCUCCUGGACCUCGCUGUCUCCUCGCUGCUCCGCCGCGACCUCCCCUCCCACCUCAAGCCCCUCCUCCUCUCCCUAGUCGACGACCACCUGCUCCCGCCCUCCCCGAGCAGCCUCCCCGCCCUCCUCGCCUCCCUCCUCUCCUUCCCGCUGGACCACCCGCGCCGUGACCACCUCCUCGUCACCGUCGUCUCCGCCUUCGCCUCCGCCCUCUCCGCGCCCGUCUCCAGGGACCACGAGGCCCCGCACCUCGCCGCCCUCGUCGACGCACUCCUCGCCGCCGCCAACCGCCCCAACCACGCGCCCGACCGCGCCGCCCGCGCGCUCGCCUGCGACGCUCUGCGAGCCCUCGACGCCGCGCUACCGGGUCUCCUCGCCGAGGCCCUCGGGCACCUCUACGCGCUCGCCGCCGCGGAACGCUCCCCGGCCGCGCAGUCCUACCUCCUCCUGCUCGCCUCCGCCGCGCGCCACGCCGUGCGCCUCGGGAGGCUCGCCUCCGGCGCCUCCAUCCUGGCGGUAGCCGGCCCGCCCACCCCCUUCACCGUGCCCGCUCACCUGCUCUCGCCUCUCGCCGCCCCUGGCGCGUCCGUGGCGCCGCCCUCGGAGGUGAACGUCAGGGACAUACGGAAGGUGCUCGCUCUGCUCAUGGACCGGCCGCAGGUGCUCACGCCCGCAGCGGCCAUGGAGAUGAUGGCCAUCCUCGCCGAGGUCGCGUCGGCUGUGCUCCAGUGGGCGCCAGCGAUUGCAGCGCACAUCAAGGUGCAGUUCGGGGGGAUGGUGCAUUCGUCCAGCCCCAUGCUGCUACACUCGCUGCUCACGCUCUUCGUCCAGUUCCCAGAUGCCUUUGGGGCUGAGGAUGAGCGCACAAUGGCACACCGCCUGGCUUUGGCUGCCCGUGAGGUGCACCGUCCACUUGCAGUGCGAUUGCUGGCUUUGCAUUGGCUACUCGGCUCUGUCAGGUUCAGAAAUCUGGUGCCUGGUCUCGCCCGAUGGUUUUACCCUGCCGUGUUCGAUCCCCUCGCGCUCAAGGCCAAGAAACUGGAUUGUCUAGCUUAUGUUGCUGCUGGUGUUGAUGGGGAGAAGGUUGCAGCAGCAGACAGAGCGAGUGACCAAGCAACUGGGCUACUUGACGAUGGCUUGGUUUGCGUCUCCGCCUUCAGGUGGCUCCUAGCAUGGAGUACUGAAACGGGUGUGGCAUUCCGAGCGCUGCACAGUGUCUUGGUUGGUGCUGCUCCUCACAGCACUGACGGCACACGCUGCUCCGGGGCUGGUGAGCUCCUGAAUUCUACUUUCUUCCACCAUUUACAGGCUAUCUUGGUUGAUAUGGCAUCAGAGCAUCAGGGUUUAGUCCCAGUGAUUGCUGAUUUCACCAACCGUCUGCUAGCAUGCAACUCACAUCGGAUUUGCUUGCGGAUGUUAUCUUGUGUUCCUGGGAAGAAACUGAGGCAUAUCAUGGGAGUUGGAGAACAACCUUCAGGUGUCACACCUUCUCAUUCUGGUUCCUUGUAUGACAUCCCAUCACCGCGUGCUGCUCAAGAUCUUAAGAGCAUGCCUGAUCUGGCAUCUUACAUUCAUCUUGAAAGGGUUGUGCCUCUAAUUGUGAAGCAAUCGUGGGCCCUCACAUUGCCUAAUUUCAGUGUCCAGAACAGACCAUCUGGUUCCAUUCUAAGUAUACAGGACGUCAGCUCUGCUCCCUCAGAGCAAGAAAAUCCAACAGGACCUACAAUUGAGAGAAUUGGCUAUAGACAAGAAACCUUACGUGUGAUGGACUCUAAAGGUGCUGCAACAUUGCAGAUUCUCGGAAGGGAAGAAUCCAGUUACUGUGCUUCAGUGAUGAUAGAACUGGAACCUCAAGAGCCUUCACCUGGCCUUAUUGAUGUUUCAGUUGAAGCAAACACUGAGAACUGCCAAGUUUUAUCAGGGUCCCUUAAACCCAUUACAGUUGGUAUUGAGGACAUGUUUCUAAAGGCCAGCGUACCACCUGAUACUCCAAGAGAGGGUGUGGCUAUGUACUACCAGGAUCUGUUUCAUGCUUUAUGGGAGGCCUGUGAUAGCUCUACUAACACAGGUCGAGAAACUUUCCCUUUGAGUGGAGGGAAAGGGUCAGCUGCCAUUAACGGAACUCGGUCUGUUAAACUUUUGGAGGUAACUCCAAAGGUUUUGAUUGGAGCUGUUGAAAGAUAUCUGGCUUCCUUUGUUGUCAGUGUUUCUGGAGGUUCACUUGUAACCAUUCUGAGAGGAAACGGAGUCAUUAAGAAUGUCAUGUGGGAAGAAAAUGUCCCAGAUGCCAGUGUAGAUGCUGAUGCACUGGUUCCGUACUCACCGGACAACAAUCUCCAGCUUCAGCUCGUAGAUGACGACGAGAUUGGGGUUGGUGCUGAGAGGUAUGGCCAUGAAAGCAAGAGAGAGAUGGGAAUCAUGCGGGUCAUGAUAUUCCUACCACCCAGCAUCGCCACCAUUGCAUCGAGCCAGGAACGACGGGCUGCCCGCUCCUGCCGCCGCCGCCGACGCCGCCUGCUCCUGCCGCCGACGCCGACCCAGAUGUGGGAUGUUGGGGCAGACAAUCAUGAGACCUUUCAUGGUGCUGGCAUUCUUGAACAUGCUAAUCUCUCACUGGAUGAGCCAGAAUUUGAACGGAUAUUAUUUGAAGAUGAAGAAGGCGUAUCUGGCACUGAGAUGCAGUAG